Molecule: messenger RNA, 2239 nt
Organism: Cheilinus undulatus (humphead wrasse)
Lineage: Eukaryota; Metazoa; Chordata; Actinopteri; Labriformes; Labridae
Product: membrane frizzled-related protein
Exons: 13
Coding region: 342-2132 (596 amino acids)
Molecular function (GO): protein binding
Source: RefSeq, a predicted model, not a curated record
AAGAGGAGUACAGCUAAAACUGAAACAAGGUCCAGGAAAACGUGGAUAUCUUAAUCAUCAUCAACCGAUUUUAAUAGUACAGCUUUAUUUCUCUUCCUUUUAUCUGGGUUCCAUUGAUGGAUGUCCAACACAGGACUCUCCUGGGCGGGAAGAGUGAAGGCCAAAAGCUUAUGCAACUUUAGUUGAAGUUUUCAUUUGGAGUGACAAUGUUAAAAGAAGAAAGGAAACAAUCAUUUCUAACAGACUCUUAUGAAGAUUCAGCUCUCCUCACAAUGUCACCACGGAUGUAUUUUUCUCAACAACAGACUCUAUAACACUUCAAGAGUGACAGCAGACUAAGGAUGUCUGACCUCAGCCAAGUUGCAGUCUACUCUGACUCCACAGACAUUUAUAAGAAUGUGUUCUGUAACCCUGCCUUCGAGCUGGAGGGGGAGCGAGAGGAGAGGGUGGAGGGAUUCAGGACGUCAUCGUCUACUCCUGAACCAAUCAAGCCACCAACAACAAGCCUGGCCUGGGGUGUGUUUGGGGUUUGUGUGAUGCGCCUUCGGGGCCCAGGUUGUGGCUGGGGCGUAGUGGUGAUCUCUGCCGCUGCUCUGCUUCUGCUGACAGCCAUCGGACUGGCACUGGCCCUCAUCCUCACCCAGAUUAAAGGCCAGGAAGUGGAGGACCAGGUGACUUCCACCAGCUCUCCAAAUGUGUUGAGUACAGGAGAUAGAGCGCCCGUUACAUCACCCACAAUCCCUGCCAACAGAAGUCAGAUGGACAGCACAGCUUCACCACAACCUACAAGGGUCUCACCAUCAGAAAAACGUUGUGGAGGAGUUUUGAUCGACUCUGAGGGAAGUUUCACUUCUCCAAACCACCCUGGCUCCUACCCUCCGAACCUGCUGUGCGUGUGGGUGAUCCAAGUCCCACCCCCCACCUUGGUUCAGAUCCAUGUCUCCUCUCUGACCAUAGAAGGACCAUCUCCUUGUCUGUUUGACUGGCUAGAGGUGCAAGAGCAGAGGGAACAGAACUCUGUGGUCACCAGGUUCUGUGGUAACGUUGCACCACCAACAAUCAACACAAACAGCAGUACAGUGUGGGUCACCUUCCGUUCUGAUGGCAGCAUCUCAGGCAGCGGCUUCACUGCGCAGUACAAGGCCAUACUACCUGGACACAAGAGCUGCUCCAGAGAUGAGUUUAUGUGUGAUGGCGGUCGCUGUCUGCUGCCUGUGUCUGUAUGUGACAGUCAUCCAAACUGUCAGGACCAAACAGAUGAGGCAAACUGCAGCCAUAAACACAAAGAAUGUGGCGGGCAGAAGACCGGGCCACAAGGCCACCUCUCAAGUCCAAACCACCCAAAGCCUUAUCCUCACCAGCAGUUCUGCAUCUGGUACAUAUCUGUGGAGGAAGGUAACGUCAUCACGCUGAGCUUCAGAAACUUCAGCCUGGAGACUCAGGAUGUGUGUGAGUUUGAUUAUGUGGAGGUGCACGACAGCUCUGAUCCCGGAGCAGGAAGAGUCCUGGGAAGGUUUUGUGGGACCACCUUCCCUCCUGAUAUGACUUCCUCUGGCCCCCACAUGACAGUGUUGUUUGUGGCUGAUGAGGGAGUAGCAGACAGCGGCUUCAAUGCAACGUACCAGGCUGUGUCUGUAGUGGACAGGACAUGUGGUCCCAGCCAGUUUGCCUGCAGUACAGGGGAGUGUCUUCAGCAGCAAUGGCUAUGUGACGGAUGGAACGACUGCCCUGACGGAGCAGAUGAACAAGGCUGUGGCAACUCCACCUUCCCUUCCUUCACAUCUGCAUGUGAAUCAAUAGAGGUGGAUAUGUGUCAAGGCCUCAGCUACAACCAUACCUCAUUCCCAAACAUCUGGCUAUCUAUCGCUGAUCAGAAAGAAGCUGCCAUACUCCUGCGACCAUACCGGGUGCUGAUGGAGCUGGCGUGCUUUGAGCCCUUGCGGAGGCUGGUGUGCGGGAUGUUUCUGCCCCAGUGCAGCCCUCAGGGUGGCGUCCUCCAGCCGUGCCGUUCCGUCUGCUCCUCAGCUGAGCAGCAAUGCAGCCAUGCACUGGACCUUUUCUCCUUCAGCUGGCCCUUCAACUGCCACCUCCUGCCCGACUCACAGGACCCUGUCGAAUGCUCUCUACCAUGAUGCUUUAAUAUCUGAUCAUCCACGUUUUAAUUCACAAGAGAUUUGAAGACUGGCUUAUGGACCAAAGGGCCUGCGUUUGCAGAACUGGAUUCAGAGACUUGUUCUGU